Molecule: messenger RNA, 3251 nt
Organism: Scomber scombrus (Atlantic mackerel)
Lineage: Eukaryota; Metazoa; Chordata; Actinopteri; Scombriformes; Scombridae
Product: cyclic AMP-responsive element-binding protein 1-like
Exons: 8
Coding region: 162-1136 (324 amino acids)
Biological process (GO): regulation of transcription by RNA polymerase II
Cellular component (GO): nucleus; ATF4-CREB1 transcription factor complex
Molecular function (GO): DNA-binding transcription factor activity, RNA polymerase II-specific; cAMP response element binding; protein binding
Source: RefSeq, a predicted model, not a curated record
CCGAUGUUUGCUAAACAGAUAGAUGGCUGCCCAGAGAAGUUAUUUGUGCUUAAUAUCAGCACAAAGCCAACAAAGAGAUCAUGGCGGCGGUGUUGCAGAGGCUCACAAAAUGAGUCAGUGUCUGCGGGGCUCGCAACACAACUGAGACAUAGAUUUUUUAAAUGACCAUGGAGGCUGGUGCAGAAACACAGCAAAGUGGUGAAACAGUCUCUGAGUCUGAGGCCCAGCAGAUCACACUUGCUCAGGCAGUGUUUGAUUAUGGAUUACAGGCAUCCAUAGCAGCAGGCCAAGUGACGUCCAGCAGUCCCACAGUCACCCUGGUCCAGUUGCCCAACGGUCAGACAGUCCAAGUGCACGGGGUGAUCCAAGCUGCCCAGCCCUCUGUCAUCCAGUCUCCGCAAGUCCAGACAGUACAGAUUUCGACUGUUGCUGAGAGUGAGGACUCUCAGGAGUCCGUAGACAGCGUCACAGAUUCUCAGAAGAGAAGAGAGAUCCUGUCCAGACGACCUUCUUACAGGAAAAUUCUCAACGACUUAUCAUCAGACGCUCCAGCAGUUCCUCGAAUUGAAGAAGAGAAGUCAGAAGACGACACUGCCCCCGCCAUCACCACAGUCACCAUGCCCACUCCCAUCUAUCAGACCAGCAGUGGCCAGUACAUCGCCAUCACCCAGGGAGGAGCCAUCCAGCUGGCCAAUAAUGGCACAGAUGGGGUUCAGGGCCUGCAGACAUUGACCAUGGCCAACGCUGGAGCCCAGUCUGGUGCCACCAUCCUGCAGUACGCCCAGACCAGCGACGGGCAGCAGAUCCUCGUGCCCAGCAACCAAGUGGUUGUACAAGCGGCCUCUGGAGACGUCCAGGCUUAUCAGAUCCGCACAGCACCAACCAGCACCAUCACUCCCGGGGUGGUCAUGGCGACCUCGCCUGCACUGGGCACAGGAACAGGCACAGAGGAAGUCACACGCAAAAGGGAAGUGCGCCUUAUGAAAAACAGGGAGGCAGCCCGCGAGUGUCGCCGGAAGAAGAAGGAGUACGUCAAGUGUCUGGAGAACCGCGUAGCCGUGCUGGAGAACCAGAACAAAACACUCAUCGAGGAACUCAAAGCCCUCAAAGACUUGUACUGCCACAAAUCCGAGUAGAAACGUCACCAAACGCCUGCCAGUGGCUCGACAGGUGCCCGUCUGUCACCAUGUACAGAGACUCAGCACAGAGCCAUGCAUCUGGAUGCCACUUCUCCCUUUUUCUACUCUUUUGCUUUCUUUUUAAAAAAAAAAAACUGCUGAAAAUCUAUAAAGUGACACACACCAGGAAAAAAAAAUAGAACUCCUAAUUCAACUAUUUGCAUCCUCCUUCUUUUCCCAUCAAUCCACGAAAAGGGUGAUGCGAUGAUAAGAAUGGAUGUGGAGGAUUUUUUUCCUGCGAGGGGAGUUAAUCAACCGUACAGGGUCCUUGUGGUGAAGUGAUAGGACAGACGUCGAGGCUGUUGGUUUGUUUUUUUUGUUUUUUUCUUCCGACGCCACCAAAGGGAAGCAUUCCAGUCAACUGGUGCCUGGACAAACCGGGCAACGUCACCAGCACAGGAAAACUGCUCGAUUACCAUCACUACUAACGCCGGAACUUUUUACAGUUUUACCUUCCUGAGACACUUGGAUCAUUUGGAGAGGUUACCUUUUGUGUGCAACGUUUGUAAUCGUAACUGCGCUCUUGCAUUAACAUCUGUUACUUAAUAAUGCUUUGAAUCGUAGGUGGGCUGUGUCAUGGACGUUUUAUCUUUUGAGCUGUGUUUUGGUUUCUUAUGUAUUAGAUUUAUCUGCUCGCAUAAUGCCAUUGACUUUAUAUAAAAAGAAAAACUUAAACUUAUAAAAAAUUAAUUUGCCUUGAUACGACAUGAACAAAACAGCUAACCAUUACGUUUGGUUGUAAAAUGUUUAUUUUUAUGUUAAAUGCAGCUUUAAAAGUACGCAGUAAAGAGAGAUUAUAGAGCGAGGACAGAAGUGGAUCUGGAUAAAAAAUUUUAAAACUGUCUAUUUAGCUUUUUUAAGCUUUACAGACACUAUAAUUGAUAUCAACUUUUAUGGUUACACAACUCCUCAAUUCUGUAUUGGGCCUCUGGUGCAUGUUACCCCUCUUUAUUACUGCAAACUGUCAUUGUUUUCCACUUUUUUAACUGAUCUCCACAAAAAUAUCUCCAGAUUUAUAUAUGAAUUAUAAUUCUGUCCCCACACAUCCAAAAGUUGUUUCCUGCUGCAAGGAGACACUGUUUACACAAGUCUUGAGUAAACACGGUCCUCUUGUGGCACGCACAGCUCAAAAAAAGAUAAAUGGAAAGUGGAAAUUCUGCUCCCAUUUUUGUGCCAGACUGACAUAUAAUGGGGCAGGGGGAAGCGGUUAAACAAGUGUUUAUGCUAUAACUGGUGUUUUAAAAUUUGUUUUUGUAGUCUUUUCUAUUCAAUACAGAUGCUGGCGACUUCCUGGAUUCUUUUAAAAUAAAGGGCAGAAAUAUUGAGCCCUACUUAUAACUUGUUAUGCAAUGAAAGAAAUACUUUGUCUGCCUGGUUUUAAACAAAUUUUGGAGACACAUGAAAUCAUGGAUUUCCUAAUUAUGUAGGUAUGAUGCGCUGUCUUUAAACUUGUACUGUCCACAUCUUAUUUGAUAAUGGGAAACCUCUUCUAUGUAUUUUGUGCUGGCUUUCAGGGCAUCAGCAGAGCCUGUCUCCAAAUUCUGUUUACACAAUUGCAAAGUGGCAUGUGCACUUUCCUUGCAUAUACAAUCCUGGUACAUUUCACAUGAUUAAACAGGAAGCUCUCAUGCAGCGCUGACAAGUAGUCCGUGGCUGCAAGGUGAGAUUUGAAAGUAACACUGCUUAACCUGUAAUUAAAGUAUCCACGAAUGUUUUGUUGCUUAUUAUCAAAGCAUCAUGCAUUUGAUUGGAUGUUAAUAGUUGUGUGGAGCAUCAAAUUUAUAGUACAACUCGACCUGCACCUAUCAAACACUCUGCAAAAAGGAUUGUAAAGUGCGACCAAAUCAAGGAAACAACUUCACAGUGAACAAAGUGGAUAUUUUCAUGAUAACGGAAUGCCAUAUUGUAUUCUUUAGGUAUUAUGUAUAGUCAUGACAUAGUAUGCUUUUUUUAUGUUGCUUUUCAUUAAUUUUCUAUUCACGAUUUCUAAAUGUCAGCACCAUCUUGUAUGAUACUAUACAUUAUGUUAGAGCUAUUCAAAUAUUACAUUUUUGGCAGCUGUUAAUAAAUGUG